Messenger RNA from Syngnathus acus (greater pipefish), 1991 nucleotides. Its product is annotated as somatostatin receptor type 5-like. The transcript is spliced from 3 exons. The coding region runs from base 179 to 1534 and encodes 451 amino acids. The record is from RefSeq and is a predicted model, not a curated record. Lineage: Eukaryota; Metazoa; Chordata; Actinopteri; Syngnathiformes; Syngnathidae. Gene Ontology annotation, cellular component: membrane; neuron projection. Gene Ontology annotation, molecular function: neuropeptide binding; somatostatin receptor activity. Gene Ontology annotation, biological process: neuropeptide signaling pathway.
CCACUUGACUAGAGCAGUGUCUCCUAGUUACAAGCAGAGAAUCUGCGACAACGACGGCAGUCGCGCUCAUGAUGCAAUGUGGACUUGAGGUAACCGAAGCUGGUGACCGCUCGGGUUUGUCGCAGGUCUUGUGAGCACAAGACGAAAUCGUCCAAAGCAAAGCUGCCGUUUUCCCGACAUGGAGGCAGCGGUGGAGAACGCCAGCGUACCAUUUGAGGAACUUGCUCUCCUUCUACCGAACGCCACUAAUGUGACGGCGGCGGACGACGGGUCGGGCCCCGGCGUGGAGGGCGUCCUGAUCCCGCUCAUCUACAUAAUCGUGUGCGUGAUCGGUCUGGGCGGGAACACGCUGGUCAUCCACAUCGUGCUGCAUCACUCCAAGACGGAGUCAGUGACCAACAUGUACAUCCUCAACCUGGCCAUCGCCGACGAGCUCUUCAUGCUGGGCCUGCCCUUCCUGGCCGUACAGAACUCGCUGCAGGCGUGGCCCUUCGGCGCGUUCAUGUGCCGGCUGGUGAUGACGGUCGACUCCAUCAACCAGUUCACCAGCAUCUUCUGCCUGACGGUUAUGAGUGUGGACCGCUACCUGGCGGUGGGCCACCCCGUCCGCGCAGCCCGGUGGCGGCGCCCUCGUGUGGCCAAGGCAGUCAAUGGCACUGUGUGGGCGCUGUCCUUUCUGGUGGUCCUGCCCGUGGUGGUCUUCGCCAACAUCCAGAAGACAGGCGGCACCUGCAACAUCCUGUGGCCGGCUCCCGCCAAGGUGUGGAGGGCGGCCUUCAUCCUCUACACCUCCACACUGGGCUUCCUGUGCCCGCUGCUCAUCAUUUGCCUGUGCUACCUGCUCAUCGUCUUCAAAGUGCGCAGCUCGGCCAAGAAGGUCCACGCCGCCUCGGCCAAGCGCCGCAAGUCGGAACGCAAGGUGACGCGCAUGGUUGUGAUCGUGGUGGCCGUCUUCGUCCUGUGCUGGUUGCCCUUCUACGGGCUGAACGUGCUCAACCUACUGGUGGCGUUGCCUCCCGAGUAUCACGGCCUCUACUACUUUGUGGUGGUGCUGGGCUACGCCAACAGCUGCGCCAACCCUGUGGUCUACGGCUUCAUGUCGGACAACUUCAAGAGGGGCUUCCGCAAAGCCCUCUGCCGCGCCACCCGCAAGGUGGAAGACCACCAGGCCGUCCGGCCCCAGCCGUCACAGGAGGGGGGAAGGCGGGCACCGGUACCCCGGGAGAGCCUGAAGCGAGGACUUCGCGAAGACGACGACGACAACAUCUCAGAAAUGACGCAAGUCUUGCGAAUCCGGCAAAGUGCAACGACUGGCUGCCCGUCGCAAGGUUUGGAGCCUUUGCUGGCCGGCCUCGAGGCCUUCGAGUCGAAUGCCCGGGGACCCAUGCCAGAUCCCGGCGGCAGGGAUGCCACUGGGAGGGACCUCGAGGUCUCACUAGCGACACCUUUGCUGGGGAAUGCUGCAAACGGGAGUGCAAAAACGAUGCCUGACGACAACGUCGAGCACAGCAACUUGGAAGUCAUGAACUUGUAAUUUGAAGGCAGUGCAGUGAACAUCUUGUGAUUUGUCAAUAAGUGCUUUGGCUGGCAACCAGAACAGUUCAUCUAUAUUUGUCCCCACAUUGGCUGGCAAGAAUUUGUCUCCUGAAAUUGACGCACGACCAGUCAAUUGUUUGCCUUUUUCCUGUGUUCUCUGAGUGUUGUCGUAAAUGUGUCUGAAAUCCUGCAAGGUGAUUUCGUCUACGUUCAGGUGUUGGUCGUGAUGGUGGCUUGAGUGUGAUGUGACUCAUCCAUUUUGUGCCCGUGAGUCACUCGGUGACAAUAUGCACUCUUGUACCACUCUCACGCACUAAUUAAAAACUCUUACCGUGUGCGUGUCCGUGUGUGCGUUGGUUAUUGUGAUGGAACUCCUGAUAACGCUGCAGUCCCGCCAGUCGAGAGCCACUCAUCAUGUGAAGUGUUGAUUAAAAGUCUGGAGACUUUCCCAGUGA